Messenger RNA from Manduca sexta (tobacco hornworm), 3306 nucleotides. RefSeq names its product organic cation transporter protein. The record is from RefSeq and is a predicted model, not a curated record. NCBI's taxonomy places the organism in Eukaryota, Metazoa, Arthropoda, Insecta, Lepidoptera, Sphingidae. Gene Ontology annotation, cellular component: membrane. The coding region runs from base 1010 to 2401 and encodes 463 amino acids. Gene Ontology annotation, biological process: transmembrane transport. The transcript has 2 exons. Gene Ontology annotation, molecular function: transmembrane transporter activity.
AAAAAAAACAAAAUAUGUCGCCGCAAUGAACGUCGCAAAACGUGCCCGUCUGAUGCUUAAAGAUCUUUGAUAAAUGUAUAUGUAUACCACUCGCUGCAGCAAAACGUAUCCUGAACCGUAUUUUAUAAUUUAAAGAUUGAAUUUACAAAAGUUUCGUUAAUGAGAGUGGUCCUUAUAUAAAUGUGUAAUGGGUUAUAGAUGUCCGUUUAUAAAAUGCCUUAAGUGUGAAACCAAUUAAUGAAGUACCUACGAGGGGCAGGGUGUCUUGUUUGAGAAUGUCCAUCUAGGUAAAUAUUCUCGUUUUGUUAACCAGCUGGUGCUGCCUAUACGAAGAUAAUUUAAUAAAAAAAAUAUCAUAACAUUGCGAGUUUUCGAAACUAGAUACCCAAUGCAUCUUGUUCAUAGUAAUUUCAUUCGUUGGAUCAUACUUAAUUAAAUAUAAUUUUAUACAUAUUUUUGAACUCAACUGUACUUAUAUAGUUGUUAAAUAAUUAUAUCAAAGAUUUUUAUUACUUAUCUACUAUUUCCGCGCGUAGGUGCAACACACUGGUUUUCUUGCAUGUGCAUGGUUGGUUGGGAAGUAAGAGCAAAUAUUGAAAAAUAUGAUAUACUCUCUAAUUAACGCGAUUUUAAAUCUAAUCACUACAUUUACAUAUAAGAAAUACAUUUUUGUGUGAAAUAUAAAGAUCUAGUUUCAGAUACAGAUUUGUUACUAUUGCAAGAGUGUGUGAAAGGAAUGGGUUUGCCUUUAUAACAUAUCCUGCUUUCGGUUAUAGAGAGUGUACAGUUUGCUUGUUUCGGGUACCAGGGUGACACAGACAUGAAGUCAGCUUUUUUGUUCUAUAUGUACAAGAAGGGAGUGAUAUUAUAUUCGGUGCUACUCUGUUUGGUAUAAUGAACAUGUUUUCUACCCGGAAUAGACAGUGCAAAUCAUACGGAACCAUGGAAUUCAUCACUGGUCUUAGGGGCUAUACCGCUAACUGAACAUGGCAAGCUAGAUAAUUGUAGAAUGUUCGGAGAUAAUAAGACGGUAGUGGAGUGCCAGUCUUGGGUUUAUGACACGACAUUUUACACGUCGUCUCGUGGCAUUGAGUGGGAUUUCGUAUGCAGUAGGCGAUGGAUGGGUGCUGCCCCACAAACUGCUUAUAUGUUUGGAGUUAUUGCCGGUUCACUAAUCUUUGGUCGACUUUCGGAUAAACUUGGAAGAAAAACUGCUUUCGUUUGGUCUGGCGUUCUACAGCUUCUGUUGGGCACGGCCGUCGCUUUUACUACUAACUAUUACACGUUUGUAGCAGUUAGGUUCAUUUAUGGUAUUUUUGGAUCAGGCUCUUAUAUAGCUGGAUUCGUGUUGACAAUGGAAAUCGUAGGACCCAGCAAGAGAACAAUAUGCGGUGUCACAUUCCAAAUUAUGUUUGCCGUUGGGAUAAUGUUACUCGCCGGUUGGGGAUAUCUUCUAGACAAUAGAUUCUAUUUACAAAUUAUUUAUGCCUUGCACGCAGCUGUAUUACUUCCUCACUGGCUAAUAAUGGACGAGUCCCCGAGGUGGCUUUGGUCGCAGGGACGUGCUAAAGAAUCCGUAGCUAUUAUUGAGAAAGCCCUUAAAAUGAACGGAGUUACGGAGCCGGUAGACACCGCGGCGUUAGUGUCUCUAUGUAAAGCAACUAAUGCCAAGUUCGAGGACGAACAGUCGGCUGGAACGGGUGACCUCUUCAAAACACCAAAGAUGUUAAGGAAAACGCUAAUUAUUUGCGCAUGUUGGUUUACCAAUUCAGUGGUAUAUUAUGGCCUUUCUUUAAACACUGGAAAAUUAAAUGGAAAUCCUUUCUUUAUAAUAUUCUUAAUGGGCAUAGUGGAGUUGCCCGCUUAUGUUAUCAUUACAUACUUCUUGGAUCGCGUUGGUCAUAGAGCCCUUAUAAGUGCAAUGAUGUUGUUGGGCGGAAUAGCCUGUUUAGUCAUAGUCAUACUGCCCCAUGGAUCUUCUUCGACCACUGGAAUCGUGAUGGUUGGAAAAUUAUUUAUAUCUGGCUCAUAUUCUAUAAUCUACAAAUAUUCAGCAGAACUCUUUCCGACUGUAGUUCGCAGUUCGGGUGUAGGCCUUGGAAGUAUGUGCGCCAGCGUGUCUGGGGCUCUCACGCCUCUAAUCAAUUUGUUAGAUACCCUCAAUCCCAAAAUUCCAACAAUUAUUUUUGGAUUUUUGGCUUUGCUAUCAGGAUUUUCCACAUUGUUCUUGCCUGAGACGGUCGGUCGUAGUUUGCCCCAGUCAAUGGAUGAUGGUGAAAAGUUUGGUGUUGGAGACACAUGCUUCACUAAUUGUAGUGGUCGGCCAAUGACUGACAGUGUUCCAGAUAUUCCGGAAGCCAUGGUGCCACUUGAUUCAACAGGAAAGAAAGAGAAAGAAUAAUAGAAAUAAUUGAUGCAAUGAAACGUGUUUCGAACGUUAAACUGAGAUGAGCAAGCUUUUUUAUUAAAUCUAAACUAUUGAUUUUUUAUUUUAAACGCAUAAGCGCCCGUGCAUAUCAUUCGGAGUACUACUCUCGUACAUUUUUCUACCGAUGUAAUAUCCAAUCUGAAUUUAGAUUGAAGUAAAAUAUCAUUCUCCUAGAUCAAACUAUAAUCUAUUAUAAGCUAUUAUUUGAAUUACGUUUACAUACUUAAUCUUAAAUCAUCUCUAGAAAAAUGCUCGAGUGGUUAUCUUCCUGGGAGUUUAAAAGUACUACUUGGGCAAAUCAUAUUAUGAAAGAUUCAAAGUUUUGUAAGAAACUUAAAUAACAUGAGGUACCUUUUACCUUAUUUUUUUUAAAUAAUGUCUUUUCAAAUAUGAAUCAAUUAAAGUGGCUUUUUACAUCCCAGGUAGAAGUUUACACUAAGUCAAUAUAAAAAGUAAGUCCGAAUUAAGUUACUUAAUUUUAAAUCUUGAUAUUAUUCACAUAUUUUUCCAUUUUGGUCGUAUGAAAAUUGUUAAUAAUGGAAUGUUAAAUAGUUUCAUAUUACACCUUUUCUGGUCAAAUACAAUGUCAUAUUAUACGUAAAUAGGGUAGUGAUGUAGGUACUUAGUUUUAAUCCGUAUUUAUAUGCUUAAGAUUAUCUAGUCAGCAAAAAUAUAACUUAAGCAAAUCGUUCUUGCAGAACUGUUGUUGCUUGAGACUGGAUGAUUUUAUAUUUCUCAAAUAAUCAAUAGACAGAUGCUUUUACACUAAAAUAAAGAACUAAAAAAAAUCUACGUAAACUAAAACUAGAAGGGACCGUCUAAAUUAUUUAACCUUUAUUUACCUUUAUAAAUUAGAUUUAUUGUUAUAUUAAUAGAAA